Molecule: messenger RNA, 605 nt
Organism: Schistocerca serialis cubense
Lineage: Eukaryota; Metazoa; Arthropoda; Insecta; Orthoptera; Acrididae
Product: cuticle protein 18.7-like
Exons: 2
Coding region: 24-464 (146 amino acids)
Source: RefSeq, a predicted model, not a curated record
GCAGCGAUCAACUACCAGCAAUCAUGAAGACACUGAUCGUCCUGAGUGCUGUGCUGGCCGUGGCCCUCGCCAAGCCCGGCUUCCUGGGGGCGGGCGUCGUCGGCCCCGCCUACGCCGCUGGCCUCGGUGCCGCCGUGCAGCCCGCCCCCGUCCUGGUGGGCGGCAUCCACCCCGGCCUCGCCGCCUACGGCCCGGCCAAUAUCGUCAUCGGGCCGGGUGGCUACCCGCUGGACACCCCUGCCGUGGCAGCCGCCAGGGCCGCCCACCUGACGGCCGUCGCCCAGACGAGGGCCCGCGACGCCGUGGUGAACGGCGCCGCCCUCGCCGCCGCCGCCGCCUACGGCGCCUACGGAGCCUACGGCUACGCCGCCCCCGCCGUCGUCGCCCCCUCGGUAGCCGCCCUCGCCCCUGGAGCCCUGGGUCUCCCUGGACUGCUGGCUGCCAAGGCUGCUUACCACGGCUAACUCCAACGCAGACCGAGGUUGUUCUUAUGGGUCGACAUCAUGCUCCACGCAUCGUACACGUUUCAUCACCACCUCACUCGAGAGGCUUAUGUAUUACUGAUUGUGGUACAAAUAUUUGAUAAAUAAAGAGCUUCAAAGAAA